Messenger RNA from Haliaeetus leucocephalus (bald eagle), 2672 nucleotides. It is a transcript of the gene FAM133B, whose product is annotated as family with sequence similarity 133, member B. Bases 2 to 724 code for a protein of 240 amino acids. Lineage: Eukaryota; Metazoa; Chordata; Aves; Accipitriformes; Accipitridae. The record is from RefSeq and is a predicted model, not a curated record. The transcript is spliced from 11 exons.
UAUGAAUCCCAUAGCUAUGGCCAGAGCGCGAGGUCCUGCCCAAAAUUCGGGACCAACAAUACAAGACUACUUGAACAGGCCAAGACCAACAUGGGAAGAAGUGAAAGAGCAACUAGAAAAGAAAAAGAAAGGAUCCAGGGCUUUGGCUGAGUUUGAAGAAAAGAUGAACGAGAAUUGGAGGAAAGAACUGGAAAAACACAGGGAGAAAUUAAUGGGUGGAAACGAGAGUUCCUCCAAAAAGAAAGAGAAAAAGAAAAAGGAAAAGAAGAAAUCUAAUAGGUUGUCUUCAUCUUCCUCUUCUUCAUCAAGCUCUGAUUCUUCCAGCAGUUCAUCUGAUUCGGAAGAUGAGGAUAAAAAGCAAGGGAAGAAAAGAAGGAAAAAAAAGUAUCGCUCCUCACGGAAGUCUUCAGCAAGCUCAACUUCUGAAUCUGAGUCAGACAGCAAGGACAGCACAAAAAAGAAAAGGUCAAAGGAAGAUUAUGAAAAAGAGAAGGAGGGUAGUAAAAAUCACCACAGGAAAAGGAAGAAAGCCGAUCGUGGUGAUGGACCUUUAUCAUCAGAAUCCUUAUCAGAAUCGGAUCAGACAGAGGAGGUGCAAGCGAAAAAGAAGAAAAACAAUGAGGAAAAAGAGAAAACAGAUAAAACAAAAAAGAGGAAGAAGCACAAGAAACAUGGUAAAAAGAAGAAAAAGAAGAUCGCUGGUUCAAAUUCGGAUUCAGAAUAAUAUUUAAAAAACCCAAGACUAUCAACAGAAGUGCAAUGACUAAAGGAAACUUAAACUGUGAAAUGACAGCAAACUUUACCAAACUGCAUGAGUUUUCCUGUGUUUUAGAAAUAUUCCUAAUCUUUCAGUAGCCAGCCAGAUGCAGCUGUGCUGGGAAAGACCAUUGUUAUUGCCUGCUGCUUAAUACACGAGGUACAACUUUUAUAAAAUUCCAGUAAGCAGUGUCAGAUGUUUGAAACUGUAUGAGAUGGUAGUCCAGCUGAGGUGUAAAAUAUUGGAAAAUGAGAGUUAAACUUUUUAGAUAGUAAAAGUAGUCUUUUAAAGCAUUAGUAAUAGUCUUUAUUUGUAAAUCAGGACAAAUAAAAUCCCAAGUUCAUCCUGCAGGUUAAUAUCAUACAUAAACUAUUACAAGCUGGUGUCUGCUAAUGGCAUUUACAAAAUGGGAAAUUAAUGAUAACAUUUAAAAUGCUGCCUUUGUAGAAAUGUUUAUCAUCUGCCCCAUUGCCGUCUUCAUGCUUACGAGAAGGGGAAUGCUACCAUUUUGGCUAACUGAAUAGGGUGCCUUUGCCUUUGAUUCUUGCAAAUCUUUGCUAUUUUUAAUCCAUGCAGCAUCUCCGAUUCUAGGGAAGCCAGAACUAUUGUCAGCAGGCUUUUUCUGAAUAAGCAGUUCUGGGCUUCUAAGCAUGUGCUUCUGCAUUAAGCAAGAGCAAUGACAUUUUGCAGUAUAACUGACAUUCAAAACCUGAAGAUUUUACCUCUGCUUCUUUGAAAUAGCGAUAGAUCUUUGCUAGUAAAUAUGCAUCUUUCAUUUAAUGUACUUUUGGUUUAGUUGAACACUUUUUGCAAACACUAGUAGCUUUCUUUGCAUUAUCUUUAGAAUUGUUUUGCAUGAUUUGUACCAUUUUUAAAUUAACAAAAUGCAAGUAAUCGUUUGUUGUAACCAGUUCUAUGAAUUACGUUCCACAUGCAGAGUUUCAUGUAUGUAUUUAGUUAUUCUUACAGUCAAGUUCAUUGCUGUGUUUAAGUGCACACUUGCUGAAGAUACUUAGCAUGUAAAAAGCAGGGUUUUGAUACCUUAACAGCUUCAUAUUGAAGCUGAUUUUACUCUUAAGCAAGUUCAGUGGCAGACCUGUUACGUGAUGUGUCUUGUUAGAUAAAAAAAAAACUACUGCCAGAAUCUCAUUAAAGAUGCUGUUUAAACAGUUUGUAUUUAUAUUUUUGUACUUGAGGGCUACAGAAUGUUGACCUAAAUCAUAAAGCUGUUUUACAUUAAAUUAGUUGCUUUAGAAAUUGAAAAAAGCUUUUAUAAAUUAAAUGUGCAUGCAAGAAAACACAAGCAACCAUUCAAUUUUAGUUUUUACAUGAAAUCUCAUUGCAUCUUCCAUUGAUGUACCCAUUGCUGGGCCUCCUGUUAGCCUUUAAAAACUGUCCGUCCACCCCGAGUGGUCGACUAUAGAUUGUACUCUUGAUCGACCCCUUUUUUCAUUGCACAGGUGCUAACUUAGAGCUUUCCUCUAUUGCAUACAGAUGUUUCAAAUAUUGUAUUGCCAAGAAUUUUAAGACCUUUAAGACCUUGAUUAUUCGUCUGGAAACCAUAACUAAAAACUGGGGGAGAAAGAUGAUUUUGUAUUGCCAUUCUACAGAGAAAUUGACUUUUCGAGUUAAGUUCUUGGGAAAAUACAACCAUUGAGUUGCUGUAAUGUCCCUCUAAACCAUAGUAAGAAUAUUUUGAUUAAAUAUUUUAUACUGUUGGGCUUGAUGUUACAGAUUCUCGACACUGUUUUGUCAGUGAGGUUAAAAUAAAGGCAAGAUGCAGUGAACGGUAGGGUUUUGGUUUGGGGUUUGCGUUUGGUUUUGUUGGGGUUGUUUUUUUUAUAAAUUGUGGUGUUGCAGUUUUGGUGAAAGAAGUUGUAAUGAACCAUAGCAUAAAUGGUCUGUCCUGUGUGAU